UUCUUGCUUGGGUUAUCUCCCAUCCAAGAGAAAUCCGCCUCCCAGGAAAGGUCAUUGGCCAGAGAAGACAUUAAAGAAUCAGAUAAGCAUCAUGAACAUAUGCAAAUCUAGAGCGCGUGAUUUAGGGGUGAGCGACGCGAGGAAUUAACUCUAAUCAAGAGGGAGUGAUUAUCCGGUGAGGGACAAGUUGGGCCAAACGGUACGUCCACUUGGAUUAAGCGUGGACCCUGCGAGACACUUAUCCACUGGAGUUUGACGAUAUUAUAUUGGAGGCAGAGAAUCGAAUGAAACUGUUGCCCCAUGUUGGGUGGAACUCCAAGAGGAACUUUCUACAAAUCUUGGUUAAUACAGAGAAAAGAGAAGAUAUCUUUAGCUAUUUUUAGAAUCUACGAUCAGCAGAGGAUCCCCACUUUCUUUUUUCUUAUUGUUCGGUUCGAAUAGCACAUGGGCGGCACGCCCAAGUGCCGUCUUUAUGGGACUAUAAAUUCGAGGUCCAGAGGUCAUUGAGUCUUGUGCUCAAACGUUGUCUGAAAUCUUCGCUCUCUCUCUCUCUCUCUCUCUGUGUCUCAGCUCCUGAGUGACUGUCUGCUUUCUGGUUUUCAUUUGGCUGGUAGUUGUCAGGGAAUUCGGUGUUCAGGUAGUUUUUUCUCACAAAAGCUUCGGGUCGGCUUUGUUUUUUCGAGUACCCAAUAAGGGAAAGAUCAUAAUGGAGUAUAAGAAGCAAGGCGGUUCGUCUUCCUCAUUCGCGGCUGACAUUUUUGGAGCCAAGGAAUCACCCCCGUCGUCAUCUUCGACCGGGGUGUUCGCGUCUAUUUUCCCACCACCUCAUUCGGUAGUAGGGACGAAGUCAAGCUCUGAGGUCAUAGGAUAUAGGCAGAAGCACCACAAUGAAAAUCAAGGGUGGAACAGCAAGCAGGGUAAUCAAGUGGGUCCUGAACGUGCAAGUUGCAACACAACCAGCAAGGAUGGUUCGAUCUUCCGAGAAGAAAGAGGAGAACCGUGCCAUCUGAGUUCAUCAAUUUAUUAUGGUGGGCGAGAUGUCUAUUCCCAGUCUCCUGGUGCCCAAACCUCUUCCUCCCACCCAACAUUAAAGAAAGAUGGAGGAGAAGAUGACCAGAAUGGAACUAAUUCUGUCAGUGGUGCCUCUAGAGGAAACUGGUGGCAAGGUUCGCUUUAUUACUAGUAUCUUGCCUUCUCAAGCCAUGAGAACUGUAAGACUAUUUUGAAGGAAUUCAGAAGCCUGGGCAGUAAAUAAGUUGCAGCAGCUGUAUAAUUGUUUAUCUGUAACAAGAAGCAGAAGCAUUUUGUUAUGUUCCCUUCUGUAAAUAGUAGAUGACCUAAAGUCUUGCCUCCAUGUAAGCGUUUUCAAGGCAUUUGUUGGCCUAAUUAUGAGAAUGUUUUGAUAACCAACUCACUGCCCGGUUUACCUCCAUAUAUUUGGUGAAGUGAUGUAGUUCUUUACUUUUCUGAGAGAAACGGUUCAUCUAUAAUCCAUAUAGUUAUAUUGCUUUGCUUGUAACGCUCUUUUAUCAGUUGACCAGCA
Messenger RNA from Eucalyptus grandis, 1543 nucleotides. RefSeq lists its product as uncharacterized. NCBI's taxonomy places the organism in Eukaryota, Viridiplantae, Streptophyta, Magnoliopsida, Myrtales, Myrtaceae. The transcript is spliced from 6 exons. The record is from RefSeq and is a predicted model, not a curated record. The coding region runs from base 707 to 1183 and encodes 158 amino acids.